AUGGUGAUCAUCUGGUAUACACCGACGUUUAACACAACCUUCAAAGUAAUCAAGAAAGCCCCAAAGAGAAAGAGACCUGCAAGUACACCAACACAGAGAAAAUCUGUCAAGGUUGAAAAUGGAUCAACAGAGAACCAAGGAAGUAGUUACAAAACUGGUAUCAGACGUUCAAGUCGGUUACGAGGACAGGAUGCCCCAAGCUUGGAGGACAUGGAACUAGAGACAAGUCAAGCUGAUGACGAAGAUGUGUACAGACGACCAAAGUUACCAAAACACAGGCCAAACUUUUAUGGAUUUGUUGAGGGAGUUGAAAUUGGAACACUGUGGCAGACAAGGCUUGAGUGUUGCUAUGCUGGCAUACAUCGUCCUACGGUUGCUGGGAUACAUGGAGGAGAGGAUGGAUGCUACUCUAUUGCACUCUCUGGGGGAUAUGAAGAUGACAUUGAUCUUGGCGACAGUUUUACAUAUACUGGUGAAGGUAGGAUGUUUUUAUAGACCAUAUAUAGUUCAAGUGUAAGUUAA
Molecule: messenger RNA, 522 nt
Organism: Saccoglossus kowalevskii
Lineage: Eukaryota; Metazoa; Hemichordata; Enteropneusta; Harrimaniidae
Biological process (GO): negative regulation of gene expression via chromosomal CpG island methylation; protein ubiquitination
Molecular function (GO): ubiquitin protein ligase activity
Source: RefSeq, a predicted model, not a curated record